Messenger RNA from Pelagomonas calceolata, 844 nucleotides. NCBI's taxonomy places the organism in Eukaryota, Pelagophyceae, Pelagomonadales, Pelagomonadaceae. The record is from the annotation of a GenBank genome assembly.
GUGACUUUUAGCGCCCUGCACUGCUGCUGUACAUAUUAAAUUGACCCGUUGACGGCUGAAAUUAUCCGCCGCACUCUCUAUCUCGCUACGCAGCGACCAAGGCAGCGCAACAUGCACCGCCUCCUAGCCCUCCUAGCCAUCCACGGCGCCAGCGCCUUCCUGGCCCCGCCCGCGCCCGCCGCGGCGAGGACUAUUGUAUUCAAGAAGAAGGACAAGGACGCGGGCGACGCCGACGCGGAACCGGUCCAGAUUAAUGCCAUGAGCAAGGGCACGGUCGUCGAGUUCGACCUCAACAAGCACACGACGCUCGGUGUGAUUGAUGGCCACAAGGUCAAGGCGAAAGGAGGCCUCCGCUACGAGAUCAAGACGGCCGACGGCAAGCUGCACGCGGGCGUCGCGCCGCGCGACAUCCACUUCUCCGCUCCCGGCGCGAAGAACAACCUCGACGAGAUGCUCCAGGUCUUAGAUACCGAGGCGCCGGCCCUAGUCGACCCGGAAGUCCUAGAAAUCUGCUACGAGGUCGCCGCAGAAGAAGAAAAAGAGCUGGGGCUCCAGCAGAUCGCCUCGCUCCUCGACGCGGGCAGCGGCCCGGUGGACAUCUACCGAACGUUCCGUGUGCUGAGCUGCGAGCUCGGCAAGGUCUUCUUCCAGAAGGCCAAGGGCCACACGAAGCACUUCAACGCGCGCGCCAAGAAGACGGUCGAGGCCGCCAAGCGCUCGCUCUGCGGCCAGCACGGCGACGAGUACGGCGAGUUCUGCCUCGUCUAGAGUUGAAAUCGUCCGCCCGCGCCCCCGACCCGAAACGCAUCGCGACAUGCUCCCCGUGUAACACCACAUUAACUUA